AUGCAGGAUGAGGAUACUUGCCCUGCUUGCAAGACCGGAGAGACCACCCAGGAGUGGAACGCCGCCGACAAGGAGAACUGGGUCCGUUGCGAUGCAUGCAAGACGUGGUACCACUGGCGCUGCGCCGGUGAUGGCGGUGACCUCGACGCGGUCGACAAAUGGUUCUGCAAGGCGUGCAUGGCUCAAGACCCCGCGCGCGUGAUCACGAUGAAGCCGCCUGCGCGCAAGUCGGCGCGGAAGCGCACCCAGCGCGACUACGCCGGACUGCACAAUACAGGCUCGGAGGCGGGCCCGGAUCGCUGGCUGCGCAUGCUGGAGGGCAAGGCGAUCAAGGAAGACUCAUUCCGGCGCAUGAAGGGCACGGAGGUCGGCGUGGAAUGGCUGGAAAACGACGAGAGCGCCAUGCGCGAGCCCAUUGUCAUCGAAUCGCCUGACGGUCUCGGUAUGAAGAUGCCGCCGAAAAGUCUAACGGUGCGGGAUGUGGCGGAGGUCAUCGGCGCCCAGACACCGGUCGAAGUCAUCGAUGUGAACACACAGUCGACUGCUCCAGGCUGGACCCUCGGGAAAUGGGCCGACUACUACGAAACGGAGGCGUCCGCACGCGACAAAAUACGAAAUGUGAUCUCGCUCGAGAUCUCCGGGACCGACCUCGCAGACAAAGUGCUUCCACCGCGGAUUGUACGGGAGCUUGAUUGGGUAGAGAAGUUCUGGCCAAGUACCAAGAAGGGCAGAGGGAAUGCCUAUCCGAAAGUGCAGCUAUACUGCCUGAUGGGCGUCGCGGGGGCCUGGACGGAUUGGCACGUCGAUUUCGCUGGCUCGUCUGUGUAUUACCAUAUUUUGCACGGCACGAAAGUGUUUUACUUCAUCCGUCCGACGCCUGCGAACCUACAGGCGUACGAACGAUGGUCAGGAACGGAGAUGCAAAACCAUUCCUGGCUGGGCGAUAUGGUCGACGAGGUGUUCAAAGUUGAACUGCAUGAUGGUAACACCAUGAUUAUUCCCACUGGGUGGAUACACGCUGUGCACACGCCCGUUGACACACUCGUCUUUGGUGGGAACUUCCUGCACUCAUACAAUGUGCCCACACAGCUCAAGGUGCGGGAUAUCGAGAUUGCGACUCAUGUGCCAAAGAAGUUUAGGUUUCCUUAUUUCAUACGGUUAUGUUGGUAUGCCGCAGAGAAAUAUUUACGGGACCUAAAGGCCAAGGAAGAAUUCUCGCCAAGGGUGCUCGAGUCAGUCGAAGCUCUUGUUACAUUUCUAGUCUCAGAGGCCCGUACGAUGGAGCGAGGGACCGACCAGGCAAAGCGAGAGGCCAAGGAGCAGGUGCCAAGUGAUCGCAUCAAGGAUGCCCCUGCGUUGGUGCGGGAGUUGCGGUGGCGGGUACGUCAUGCAGCGGGGCAUACAAGCGAUGAUGAAGGCCGCAGCAGCCGCAAGUUGGCGAAGACUAACAGUGCCGACCAUGGUGUGAAUGGGUUGGGCAAGCGGAAGAGGUCGACGGCUGAGCCGGAGGAUCCCAGCGGCAACGGGAUCUUCAGGAACUUCAAGAGGCGGCAGUGGGAGCGGGUGGCGGAGCUGGCGCCGGAGAAGGAAAGCAGGGUGAUUAAGGCGCGGCGGCCAGACGGAGAGGACUGGAGAGAGCGGUGGGUGGAGUGGAGGGAGGAGCUGAACGACGAGGAGGGUGGCGAGGAGGUCGAGGUCGAGCGGCGGAGGGAUGUGGUUGUGAAGGUGCGUCAGACGGAUAAAGGAGUGGAGAGGCAGAGGAUUGAGAGGGUGGUCGAGGAUUGGGUGUGGACCGGGGAUCCCUCCGUCCCAUCGAGCCCGGCAGCGGCAGCGGCAGCGCAGGAGAUCAAGCAGGAGAGUAUGCUGAUAGACGGAGACACCGGGGGCGGUGAUCCCGUGGCCGCUCAGCAAGAACCAUCGGAGGACAAGCCUCCGCCCAAGAUGGAGGUAGACGCGGUGGGUAACCAUGUUGCACAGCCUGAGCCCUUGCCUGCGCCCCCUCCUGCUGUGGUAGCUUGA
Postia placenta MAD-698-R-SB12 is the source of this 2019-nucleotide messenger RNA. RefSeq lists its product as hypothetical. Gene Ontology annotation, molecular function: histone demethylase activity; transcription coregulator activity. The record is from RefSeq and is a predicted model, not a curated record. Gene Ontology annotation, biological process: regulation of transcription by RNA polymerase II; protein demethylation. Bases 1 to 2019 code for a protein of 672 amino acids. NCBI's taxonomy places the organism in Eukaryota, Fungi, Basidiomycota, Agaricomycetes, Polyporales, Adustoporiaceae. The transcript is spliced from 8 exons.